This is a messenger RNA of Dipodomys spectabilis (banner-tailed kangaroo rat), 1738 nucleotides long. It is a transcript of the gene Anxa7, whose product is annotated as annexin A7. NCBI's taxonomy places the organism in Eukaryota, Metazoa, Chordata, Mammalia, Rodentia, Heteromyidae. Gene Ontology annotation, cellular component: cytoplasm. Bases 49 to 1437 code for a protein of 462 amino acids. The transcript is spliced from 13 exons. The record is from RefSeq and is a predicted model, not a curated record. Gene Ontology annotation, molecular function: calcium-dependent phospholipid binding; calcium ion binding.
CCUCUUGCGCACCAGCGGGCGGGCUGUGACGCUACUCCCCGGGUCAGAAUGUCAUACCCAGGCUAUCCCCCCACAGGCUACCCGCCUUUCCCUGGAUAUCCUCCUGCAGGUCAGGAGUCUUUUCCCCCUCCUGGUCAGUAUCCCUAUCCCAGUGGCUUCCCUCCAAUGGGAGGAAGUGCUUACCCACCAGCUCCAAGUGGAGGCUACCCAGGAGCUGGAGGCUACCCUGUACCAGGAGGCUAUCCAGCCCCCGGAGGCUAUCCUGGUGCCCCACAACCAGGGGGAGCUCCAUCCUAUCCUGGAGGACAAGGAUUUGGAGCCCCACCAGCUGGAGCAGGCUUUUCUGGCUAUCCACAACCACCUUCACAGUCUUAUAGUGGAGGUCCAACUCAGGUCCCACUACCUGGUGGCUUUCCUGGAGGACAUAUGCCUUCUCAGUUUCCUGGAGGACAAGUUCCUUAUCCUAGUCAGCCUGCUGCGAUGACUCAGGGCACUCAAGGUACAAUCCGACCAGCUGCCAACUUCGAUCCUAUGAGAGAUGCAGAAAUUCUCCGUAAAGCGAUGAAAGGAUUUGGGACUGAUGAACAAGCAAUUGUGGAUGUUGUGGCCAAUCGUUCCAAUGAUCAGAGGCAAAAAAUUAAAGCAGCUUUUAAAACCAUGUAUGGCAAGGAUUUAAUCAAAGAUCUCAAGUCUGAAUUGAGUGGCAAUAUGGAAGAACUGAUCCUUGCCUUGUUCAUGCCUCCCACAUAUUAUGAUGCCUGGAGUUUACGGAAUGCAAUGCAGGGAGCAGGAACUCAGGAGCGUGUAUUGAUUGAGAUUUUGUGUACAAGAACAAAUCAAGAAAUACGAGAAAUUGUCAGAUGUUAUCAAUCAGAAUUUGGCAGAGACCUUGAAAAGGACAUUAGGUCAGAUACAUCAGGGCAUUUUGAACGUUUACUUGUAUCCAUGUGCCAGGGAAAUCGUGAUGAGAGUCAAAGUAUAAACCACCAAAUGGCUCAGGAGGAUGCUCAGCGUCUCUAUCAAGCUGGUGAGGGGAGACUAGGAACAGAUGAAUCCUGCUUUAACAUGAUACUUGCCACAAGAAGCUUUCCUCAGCUGAGAGCUACUAUGGAGGCUUAUUCCACGAUGGCUAAUCGAGAUUUGUUAAGCAGCGUGGGUCGUGAAUUUUCUGGAUAUGUUGAAAGUGGUUUGAAGACCAUCUUGCAGUGUGCCCUGAGUCGCCCUGCCUUCUUUGCUGAACGUCUGUACUAUUCUAUGAAAGGUGCUGGCACAGAUGACUCUACCCUGGUCAGGAUUGUGGUCACUCGCAGUGAGAUUGACCUCGUACAAAUAAAACAGAUGUUCACUCAGAUGUAUCAGAAGACCCUCGCCACAAUGAUUGCAAGUGAUACAAGUGGAGAUUACCAGAAGCUACUUCUGGCUAUUGUGGGCCAGUAGGAGAGAUUUGUUUUUCCCCAUAACGAAUGAAGCUAUUCAUGGCUUACCAAGACUGCUUGACUGCAUGCAGCAAUAUCAACUAUCACUUAACUAAAACAGCUUCUUACUGAGGACUGUGUCAAGGGAAUGUGCAUGGGUUGCACAUGUUAUUGCCUUAAUUCUAAUUUUCCCUCUAUGUACAAUCAAUGUAAAAGCCAUAUUAUAAUGAUGUAGUAAUUUUGAACUGUUUAUAAAGCUUCAUUCUCACUGCAUUUAUUUCUAAUCAAGAUUUCAAAUGGAAUAAAAAUCAUUCUAAUCUCUC